Messenger RNA from Rhododendron vialii, 1715 nucleotides. RefSeq names its product protoheme IX farnesyltransferase, mitochondrial. Gene Ontology annotation, molecular function: protoheme IX farnesyltransferase activity. Gene Ontology annotation, biological process: heme biosynthetic process. The transcript has 8 exons. Lineage: Eukaryota; Viridiplantae; Streptophyta; Magnoliopsida; Ericales; Ericaceae. The record is from RefSeq and is a predicted model, not a curated record. Gene Ontology annotation, cellular component: mitochondrion; membrane. The coding region runs from base 192 to 1508 and encodes 438 amino acids.
UUAAUUUCUCAUCCACAAAUUCCAAACAGGCCGUUAGUCAGGAAAGUCGUCAUUUUCCGGUUGUCAUCUUCGACUCUCUCGCUUGUUCUCAACUUCCAGUCUUCUAUGGAUAUCUUCCUCUCCGAACAAGAGAUCUCUUCCUAAACAAAAAUCCCAUCUCUCUCUCUCUCUAACCCCGUACUGAAAUCGACAUGUGGAGAAACUCGCUGAGUUUCUCUUCUAAACUCCUCAGCUCCUCGAACCCCAACUCCGGAUCCACCUUCCUUUCCUCAGCGAUUUCCACCGCUAACUAUGCCUUCGGGAGAUCGCUCUCUCACUCACCUUCGUCUACUGGCGACCUCAAACUAGGGUUUCCGAAACUCGACCGGAUUCCGUCAUCCGGAUUCGCCUCUUCCGCUGCAACAGCAAUCGAUGCGUCGCUGAGGGCGAGGGAUGUGGUGGACUUGGCUCGGCACUAUGGCCGGUGUUAUUGGGAGCUAUCUAAGGCUCGCCUGAGCAUGCUUGUGGUUGCUACUUCUGGGGCUGGAUAUGUUCUUGGGAGUGGCAGUGCAAUUGAUUAUAUGGGGCUUUGUUGCACCUGUGCUGGCACCAUGAUGGUUGCAGCAUCUGCUAACUCCUUAAAUCAGGUCUUUGAGAUAAACAAUGAUGCUAAGAUGAACAGAACAAAGAAUAGACCACUGCCCUCAGCGCGUAUUACCGUGCCUCAUGCGGUCAGCUGGGCAUCUUCCGUUGGUGCAGCGGGCACUGCUUUGUUGGCAUGCCAGGCUAAUAUGAUGGCAGCUGGGCUUGCAGCUUCUAAUCUGUUUCUGUAUGCAUUUGUAUACACUCCUCUAAAGCAGAUACAUCCCGUAAAUACUUGGGUUGGAGCUGUUGUUGGUGCUAUUCCUCCCCUUCUGGGGUGGGUUGCAGCUUCCGGCCAGGUUUCACUCAAUGGAAUGGUUCUACCUGCGGCCCUUUAUUUUUGGCAAAUUCCUCAUUUUAUGGCCCUUGCAUAUUUGUGUCGCAGUGAUUAUGCUGCAGGAGGGUUUAGGAUGUUCUCUCUUGCUGAUGCUUCUGGUGAAAGAACCGCGUUGGUGGCUUUGAGGAAUUGCCUUUAUCUGAUUCCAUUGGGGUACUUAGCCUAUGAUUGGGGUAUUACUUCUGGAUGGUUUUGUCUUGAGUCAACACUCUUAGCUCUUGCAAUCACCGGAACAGCACUCUCGUUUUACCUAAACCGCACGACAAAGAACGCAAGAAGAAUGUUCCAUGCCAGCCUUCUUUAUCUUCCCGUAUUUAUGUCUGGGCUUUUGCUUCACCGAAUUCCUGAUAACCAACAGUUAGUGGAAGAAGAAGAGGGGGGGAUUGUUGAAAAUUUGUCUUCCUCAGAAACUCUGGCACAAGAGAUUGAAUUCAACGGCCAAAAAAAGGUGAAAUAUGCCAGUGUUGGUACUCAAGCCAGGCCGCCUGUAGCGUUUGCUUCUGUUGCACCAUUUCCUUUCUUGCCGGCUCCUAUUUAUCCUACCAACUAAUACAUAGUUUUCAGAUUUUUCAUCUUCAAUAAAUGAAGGCCAUUUUGUAUGCAAGCAAAUAUUACUUCCUGCGUUUACAUAAUUUUUGGGGGCCCCUUGGAUGGGGUUAAAUGAGUUUGUUUUGUUUGUUGGCUUCAGCCUUUCAGGUGUACGGAGCUCUCUUCAGUUGAUUUUUAGUGUGAAUAAACUGCUUUUACGUUGUCUUUC